This is a messenger RNA of Fundulus heteroclitus (mummichog), 1700 nucleotides long. RefSeq names its product potassium voltage-gated channel, subfamily F, member 1b (gene kcnf1b). The record is from RefSeq and is a predicted model, not a curated record. NCBI's taxonomy places the organism in Eukaryota, Metazoa, Chordata, Actinopteri, Cyprinodontiformes, Fundulidae. Bases 127 to 1446 code for a protein of 439 amino acids. Gene Ontology annotation, cellular component: voltage-gated potassium channel complex; membrane. Gene Ontology annotation, molecular function: voltage-gated potassium channel activity. The transcript has a single exon. Gene Ontology annotation, biological process: protein homooligomerization; potassium ion transmembrane transport.
UACCAUUCAGGACUGGAAACAGUCUGAAAGAUAUCAAUUUUACGCGUCAAGAAUAUGGGCAUCAGUGUUAGUCAGAGCACCGUUCUUGUGCAUUUUUAAGGGUAAACGCCUAUUCUCCUGAUUACAAUGUGGACAGUUCCAAAACCAAAAUACAGAAAUGCUUUGAGCGAGGAGGGGGACAUCACUGUGAACAUCGGCGGAGUGAGAGUGGUGCUUUUCGGGGACGAUCUGAAGCGCUACCCGGAGAGCAGGCUGGCGGAGCUGUCGAGCUGCUCAGCUCAAAACCCAGAACUUAUCGACACCCUGUGCGAUGACUUUGACCCGGGCAGGAAAGAGUUUUACUUUGAUCGGGAUCCCGAUUCUUUCAAGUGUAUCAUAGACGUGUAUUACUUCGAUGAAAUCCACAUAAAAAGCGGGAUUUGCCCCAUAUGCUUCAUCAAGGAGAUGGAGUUCUGGAAGAUAGACCAGAGUGUUUUGGAUGAGUGCUGUAAAAGUUACCUGAGCGAGAAGGAGGAAGAGCUGAAUGAGAUUGCAAACAAAGUGAAAUCGAUUUUGGAGGAUCUGGAUGUGGAUCAGUGCAUCACCCGCACGCAGAGAUGCCAGAGGGUCCUGUGGAGACUGAUGGAGAAGCCGGAUUCCUCGUUGCCGGCGCGCAUCAUCGCCAUCGGUUCCUUUCUCGCCAUCCUGGUGUCAGCCGUAGUGAUGUGUGUAAGCACUAUCCCGGAGCUGCAGGUGACGAACGCGGAGGGGAAGCUGGUGGAACACCCGACCAUGGAGGCGAUCGAGACCGUGUGCAUGCUGUGGUUCACGGCGGAGUUCGUGCUGCGCCUCGCCUCGUCCCCGAACAAAGUGCGCUUUGCGCUCUCCAUCAUGAACAUCAUAGACUUCAUGGCCAUCAUGCCUUUCUUCGUGGUCAUGUCCCUCACUUUGCUCGGUACCACGUCCAUGAUGGAGCUGGUGAACGUCCAGCAAGCUGUCCAGGCGCUGCGCAUCAUGCGCAUCGCGCGCAUUUUCAAGCUGGCACGCCACUCCUCCGGCCUGCAGACCCUGACCUAUGCGCUGAAGCGGAGCCUCAAGGAGCUGGGGCUGCUCCUCAUGUACAUGGGCGUGGGGAUCUUCGUGUUCUCGGCGCUGGCGUACACCAUGGAGCAAAGCCACCCGGAGACGCUCUUUAGGAGCAUCCCACAGUCUUUCUGGUGGGCCAUCAUCACCAUGACCACGGUGGGCUACGGGGACAUCUACCCCAAAACCACCCUGGGGAAGUGCAACGCGGCGGUCAGCUUUCUGUGCGGGGUGAUCGCCAUCGCGCUGCCCAUCCACCCGAUCAUCAACAACUUCGUUGUGUUCUACAACAAGCAGAAAGUGCUGGAGACCGCGGCGAAGCACGAAGUGGAGCUAAUGGAUCUGAAGUCUGGCGAGCAGGAGCGGAGAAAAAGUCAGGACUGAAAGCCAUCGAAAUCAGUAGGACCGCUGAAACCCCGUUAACUGUAAUCAGAGGUUGUAAAAAAUGACUAUGACAAUGUUUUACAAAAAGACUUUAAGGCUCACAAUGACUGGGGAAACUGCAGUAUAGUCUUUGUUGCCUUUCGCCUGCAUGUUUUGCUUUUUAUGGGCGACAUGUGAUGUGUGGCUUUUGUGUGAAGGCAUAAAUAAAUAAAAUAAAUUCAGACUUUAGAUGCACAAUAAACACAGGAAUGUCC